CACGAAUAAUGGCGGCGGCGGCAGCGGCGGAGACAGACGACAGCGGCGGCAAUUUCGAGUGUAACAUAUGCUUAGAUAUAGCUAAAGAACCAGUAAUCACACUCUGCGGGCAUCUCCAUUGUUGGCCCUGUCUUUACAAAUGGCUUCGAUCCCACUCAAUCUGCCACGAAUGCCCUGUCUGUAAAACCCUAAUUCACGAAGAAAAAUUAAUUCCUCUAUACGGCAGGGGUAAUACACCAACCGAUCCGAGAUCGAUCCCGAAUCGGCCGUUGGGGCGGCGACCGGAGACGGCGGCGCCGCCUCCGCCGCCGGCUGAGUUAUUGAGUGUCCAGUUUCGUGAGUUUUGGGGUGUGAGAGAUUUCUAUGGCGGGUUGUCGGGUUAUGGGUAUGGGUAUCCGUAUCUUGAUGGGUCGGUUCGGUUGAAUAAUGAGAGCAGUGACGUGGAGGAUCCGAAAUGUUACGGUUUUGGAACAGUAUUUUCUAUUCCGAAAAUUCCAAUUUCUGAUUUUAAGAUUUUAUGA
Erythranthe guttata (spotted monkey flower) is the source of this 521-nucleotide messenger RNA. RefSeq lists its product as uncharacterized. Gene Ontology annotation, biological process: ubiquitin-dependent protein catabolic process. The record is from RefSeq and is a predicted model, not a curated record. Gene Ontology annotation, molecular function: metal ion binding; ubiquitin protein ligase activity. Gene Ontology annotation, cellular component: endoplasmic reticulum. NCBI's taxonomy places the organism in Eukaryota, Viridiplantae, Streptophyta, Magnoliopsida, Lamiales, Phrymaceae.